AUGGCGUCGUCGUCUUCGCUCGCGCGGACGUCGCCGACGCUCGCGCGUCGUCGCGCGCGAUCGUCGCCAUCGUCAUCGUCUUCCUCCUCCUCCCGCCGAGCCGCCCGCCGACGCGCGACGACGACGACGCCGCGCGCGUCGUCCGCGCCGCUCGGGACGCCGCUGUCGCCCCCGACCGAGAUCGACCGCGCGCUGUUCGGUGACGGCGCGUACGCGCCGUCGCCGAUGGACGCGUCGACGAUGCAAUCGCAGGGCGUCGUCCUCCUCGUCGUCGGGAUCAUGACCGCGUACUGGUGGUACGUCCUCGUCCCGGGCGCGAGGGUGAACCUCGCGGUGAACAAGAAGAGCGGGCGGCUCCGCGCGUACCUCGAAGAUCUCAAGACGGACGACGGACGGAAGUUGGAGCGCUUCUUCUACGCGAAGUGGCUCGCGAAGGUGGACCCGGAGACGCGGUAUCUACUCCGCGACGAGCCCGAUGGCGAGGGCGAGGCGGGAGAGGUCGCAGCGAAGACGAUGCUGUCGGACACCGAGGGCGUGACGCGCGACGUCGGGGAGGAGAGCGUCGAGGAGAUCGUUCGAAGGGCGAAGAGGACGCCGAAGUUUUGGAGCGGCGACAACCCCGUGCUCGUCGGCGCCGCGCUGAGCAUCGGCGCCGCGGGGCUCUUCGGCGUGAUUCCGCAUUAA
This is a messenger RNA of Micromonas pusilla CCMP1545, 684 nucleotides long. RefSeq lists its product as uncharacterized. Lineage: Eukaryota; Viridiplantae; Chlorophyta; Mamiellophyceae; Mamiellales; Mamiellaceae. The transcript has a single exon. Bases 1 to 684 code for a protein of 227 amino acids. The record is from RefSeq and is a predicted model, not a curated record.